Hyaena hyaena (striped hyena) is the source of this 258-nucleotide messenger RNA. It is a transcript of the gene KRTDAP, whose product is annotated as keratinocyte differentiation associated protein. Lineage: Eukaryota; Metazoa; Chordata; Mammalia; Carnivora; Hyaenidae. The transcript is spliced from 5 exons. The record is from RefSeq and is a predicted model, not a curated record. The coding region runs from base 1 to 258 and encodes 85 amino acids. Gene Ontology annotation, cellular component: extracellular region.
AUGAAGGUCCCAGUUCUUCCUGCUGUGGUUCUUCUCUCCCUUCUGGCGCUCCACUCUGCUCAGGGUGCCUCCCUGGGUACUUCCGAGGAAGAAACCACCAUUGGUAACUAUGCGGCAGGCCCUGAGGCUUUUAAGCCCGAUGAGUUCCUGAACUGGCACGCCCUCUUUGAGUCUAUCAAAAGGAAACUUCCGUUCCUCAACUGGGAUGCCUUUCCAAAGCUGAAGGGUUUGAGGAGUGCAACUCCUGACGCCCAGUGA